Emiliania huxleyi CCMP1516 is the source of this 588-nucleotide messenger RNA. RefSeq lists its product as hypothetical. Gene Ontology annotation, molecular function: protein binding. NCBI's taxonomy places the organism in Eukaryota, Haptophyta, Isochrysidales, Noelaerhabdaceae. The record is from RefSeq and is a predicted model, not a curated record. The coding region runs from base 1 to 588 and encodes 195 amino acids. The transcript has a single exon.
AUGGCCGCCCUCGUGCUCGCCGGCAUGACGAGCUCUGGAAGCCUCGUGGCGCAUGGCCUCCUCGAUCGCUCGGUUUUCGCUGUGCGGCGCCUGACCGCCCUCGACUACUCGCCGCUGGUUAGCCUUGGCGGGCUCCGGCCAGGGCGAGAUGUUGAGAUCAAGCGUGUCGGGGCCUGGCGUGGCAGCGGUGCCUUCGCACGGCGGCGGCUGCGCCGCGGAGAGCUUGUGGGAUGGUACACGGGAGACCUGCUCCCGACGGAGGAGUUUGUGCAGCGCAGAGCGGCGGGCGACACGAGCGGCGACUACGCCAUCGCGCUGUGCGAGAGCCACAUUACAGACGCCGAGGACGCAUCGCGCUCUUCGUGGCUUCGCUACAUCAAUCACUCCUGGAGGCGCGCGAAUACCGCUUCCUUCUACGUGCCUCCGCGCAGUGGGCUCUCACCGGAACACGGCGCGACCAUGUUCUGCACCAGCCGCGAGGUGAAGCCGGGCGAGGAGCUCCUGGUCGACUACGGGCGCGACUACUGGCUCGCUCGCUUCCCGCUGGGACCUCUGGACCCGAGGUGGUGGCGAGUAGAGUGUAGUUGA